UCUGUUGGCAGCUGCCAGUGCUUGUAGGUUCCGGACUCCGCGUGCUUGCAGCAUUCGGGGAGGCGGCGGCGGCUGUGCUUGGAGCCCGGUGGCGGGAGAGACUUCGAUUGCACUGCAAGGCGUCCACCGCUGCGGCGUACGUUGCCUGGAGCGGGGAUGGCUGACGACCUGGGAGACGAGUGGUGGAAGUCGGAUGGGGCAGGAGCCGGCGGCGGCAGCAGGGCAGAUCUAUCAGAUAAUGAAGAAAAGGAAAAAGACACAAAUAUGAUAGAAAUGAUGCAACAGGAACCUACCCCUGUACCUUCUUCACCCAAGAAAGACAAGCAGCCCAAAGAAUGUUUCCUAUUGCCAGCAAAAGAAAAGGGCAAAGAGGCCCCCAAGACCAAGAAGAGACGAAAGAAGAAAAUUUCUGACCUUCUUGCAAAAUCAGAACCAAAGCCGGGCGUCCCAGAAGACCUGCAGAAGCUGGUGAUGGAUCAGUUGAGCAUCAAGCGUUCAGUGAUUGAAUUAGAAGAAUUGAAACUGCCAGACUCCUGUUUCCUCCCAGCUAAUGAUCUGUCUCAUAGCCUUUCUUCGUAUCUAAAGCAAAUCUGUCCCAAAUGGGCCAAACUUCGAAGGAACCACAAGGAGAAGAAGUCAUUGGUGAUGCUGAUAAUCUGUAGCUCUGCACUCCGAGCCUUGGAACUCAUUAGAUCAAUGGCAGCAUUCAAAGGAGACUGCAAAGUGCUGAAGUUAUUUGCAAAACACAUAAAGAUUCAGGAGCAGGUAAAGUUGUUGGAGAAAGGUGUGGUGCAUCUGGGAGUGGGAACUCCUGGAAGGAUCAAAGCACUCAUUCAGCAAGAUGUCCUUAACUUGAACUCCCUGAAGUAUCUGGUUUUUGAUUGGAACUGGAGAGAUCAGAAGUUGAGGAGACUGAUGGACAUUCCCGAGAUAAGAAAAGAAGUUCUUGAACUGCUGGAAAUGAGACUAAUAAGCCUGUGUAGAGCUGAGUCUUUGAAGCUGGGACUUUUUUAAUUUCCAAAUUCUAAUGAAGAUUCAAGUUUUGACAUAAGGAUAGAAUUUGCAUCUGUAUUUAAUGCAACCACACACUGCCAAAUGAGUCACACAAGAUGGAUGUUUGCCUUUUGGGAUGCUUUAGCAGGCCUGAAUCUUAUUGCCUUUUUUGCCAGCUUCCUUCUCUUUAUAAUAAAGUAGAACAAGUUUGUGUCAUUUUUACUAGUUUCAUGGAGACUCUACAUGCUGUCUAGUAUUAGACAAUAUUAUUUUUGUUAUUUAUGGGAAAUAGUAAAUGUAUAAGAUACUCUUCACACUCAUAAAAGAUAACACUAUAGCCCUCAUAAUAUAAACAGAUGUUAUCAACAGCCUGAAAAAUACUAUAUUUGAAUCUUGGCGUAAUUUUUUUUUAAUUGGCCUGAGUUCUGGUAAAGUUGUCCUAGGUGUUACCAAACAAGGUGGCAGCUUGCUCAUGGGUCAACAAGUGUUAGGAACAUGACAAAGAAAGAGGGGAAUAGGAUUUAUAUUGUGUCAGACAACUGAGAUACCGCAAUUAAUAGCGAAAAACCCAUGUACAAAAUAGAAUAAAAAUUCAUACAAGCUAUUGGUUCAUUGGUCCAGUGAACACUUAUUAGAAGCAAAAAGGGGCCCAGUGUAUCUUUCCUCUCUUGACAUAAGUGGCUCCAUCUUUGAACAAGGCUUCUUCUUUUCAGUGUAAAUUGAGCAGGCAAGUCUGUUUCUCUGUGUUUAGGGUUUAUUCCUACCCCAGUACAUUGCUAAGAUUUUCAUAAUGUGGCCUUGUCAUCAUCAGUGUCCCACAGUGGCAAACAAGGUUUGAAGGUGUUGCAAACCUACAUAGGAGAGCUGUGUCCUGUAUCUUCUCUCUUUCUCCUUGUAUGGAGCACUGUUACCUUGAAUUUAGCAACAAAUUAAAGUGUAGCAUAACUAUC
This is a messenger RNA of Vombatus ursinus (common wombat), 1943 nucleotides long. RefSeq names its product cms1 ribosomal small subunit homolog (gene CMSS1). The record is from RefSeq and is a predicted model, not a curated record. Lineage: Eukaryota; Metazoa; Chordata; Mammalia; Diprotodontia; Vombatidae. The transcript has 10 exons. Gene Ontology annotation, cellular component: nucleus; 90S preribosome. The coding region runs from base 157 to 1014 and encodes 285 amino acids.